AUGAUCGGACUUCAGCCCGUGCCGCCAUUUAGUGGCUACUGGUCACCCCAGACCAGCUUGAACAGGGAAGUCUCCGUGGUGAAGAAAUGGGCCCUGUCUAGCCAUGCACCACCCCUGGUCGUCGGAUCAGCUGGGGAGCUCUUGAUCCAUUACGAGUCGAGCCCUGCGACAGGUUACAGCUCCUGA
Messenger RNA from Penicillium cosmopolitanum, 186 nucleotides. RefSeq lists its product as uncharacterized. Bases 1 to 186 code for a protein of 61 amino acids. The transcript has a single exon. The record is from RefSeq and is a predicted model, not a curated record. NCBI's taxonomy places the organism in Eukaryota, Fungi, Ascomycota, Eurotiomycetes, Eurotiales, Aspergillaceae.